AUGCACAUUUCCGCACCCCGUCCCCGUGACCAGCCCGUCCGAGCAAGCACCAGCACCACCAGCACCACCAGCACCAUCACCACCAGCAGCAACAUGGCGACAGCAGCGCCCCUCCCCUACCACAACAAGAUCUUCACGUCGGCGUCCAACACGGCCAACGGCGAGGUCUCGUCGGCGACGCGCUUCCACUACCGCCAGGAGGGCAAGAUCGUGUGGGCCGAGUACGGCGGCGGGUCCAUCGUCAAGGGGUUCCUCAUCGCGACGGUGGCGGACGACGAGAGCCUCGACAUGCGAUACGAGCACGUCAACGUCGGCGGGGCGCUCAUGACGGGGCGGUGCCGCAGCGUGCCGGAGCGGCUGGCGGACGGGAGGCUGCGGAUGCACGAGACGUGGAGGUGGACGUCGGGGGAUGGGACGGCGGGGGAGAGCGUUGUGGAGGAGGUCAGGGAGUGA
Molecule: messenger RNA, 453 nt
Organism: Verticillium dahliae VdLs.17
Lineage: Eukaryota; Fungi; Ascomycota; Sordariomycetes; Glomerellales; Plectosphaerellaceae
Exons: 1
Coding region: 1-453 (150 amino acids)
Source: RefSeq, a predicted model, not a curated record